Messenger RNA from Hordeum vulgare subsp. vulgare (domesticated barley), 1781 nucleotides. Its product is annotated as peptidyl-prolyl cis-trans isomerase FKBP20-2, chloroplastic. The transcript is spliced from 7 exons. NCBI's taxonomy places the organism in Eukaryota, Viridiplantae, Streptophyta, Magnoliopsida, Poales, Poaceae. The coding region runs from base 810 to 1556 and encodes 248 amino acids. The record is from RefSeq and is a predicted model, not a curated record. Gene Ontology annotation, molecular function: peptidyl-prolyl cis-trans isomerase activity.
CAAUGAUGUCAUGUUGAUGUAAUAAAAAGAUUUUGCAAUUAGAAUAAAUCAAUUUAUUUCAGAGUAUAAAAUAAAACUUUGAAAAUUAAUAUAAAUUAAUAUGUAAGGCAGAUGAAAGUUGCUCAGAAAAAUCACAGGAAUCCGAAUACGAUGUCCAUUCUCGUCAUCGGCGUGGCCGGGCUGGACGACACCAUCCUCGUCAUCGAGCUCAGGGUCUCGCUGCCACCGGCGCCAGGAGCUUGGCGGCGGUGAAGGGCGCUGCAGGCCUGCAGCCAUCUCCUCGUGCCCGCAGGUAUGUGGCUCGCAUCGCCGCCGUCACGACGUGGUGGAUGGCAGUACCUCGCCGGUGUCUAACCGUUGCAAACUCCAUCUGGUGUUGGUGGUGGUCUGGAUCCGGUGCGCCCGGCCUCGCAGCCACCGGAUCCGGCUUCGCCAACGCCGGAUCCGGCGAUUCCUCGCCUUCUUGGACCGAAAACUUCAACCUUUCCGGUGGUUCGCUGCGGGAAUGUGGAGGGGAGCUCCGCGAGGCGAGGGAAGGUGAAGGGGAGCCAGGCGAUGCGAGGGAAGGUGGAUGGGAGGGAGAAGAGCGUAUCGCGGCGGCUAGCCGGAGCAGAGCUUUACGGCGGAGAGAGGGGGAAGCCGGUGAGCGUCGCGCACGAGAGAGAGAGAGCGAGUCGUGAGUUGUGUCUGAACGGAGACAUGGGCUGCGUGUUGAGUACGAAAUGAUUGAAGGACGUUUUUGAAAAAGUGCCACUUGCGACAGAUAUUUAGGGACGGAAGGAGAAGGAGAUGAUUUGGAGGAGAAGGAGAUGGAGCUGGUGUCCUCCUCCCGCUCCGUCCUAUCCUCUUGCAACCGACUGGUUGCUCCCUCCACAUCCAGGACGGCAUCAGCAGCUGCUAGGCGCCACGGGAAGAGUCUAGUAUGUGUCUUGGGUGGAGACACGAAUGGUGAGUUCAAGAUCGGGAAGCGGGCAGCUCUUGCUCUGUUCUUUGCUACACCCACGCUCUCACUCGCCUUCUCGGCCCACUCCAAGACCAAAACCAUAAAUCCUUAUGACGAAAGACGCUUGCUUCAGCAGAACAAGAAGAUUCAGGAAGCCAACCGUGCACCUGAUGAUUUCCCAAACUUCAUCAGAGAAGGUUUUCAGGUCAAAGUAGUGACACCCGACAACUACAUAACACGGGAUUCCGGAUUAAUAUAUGAGGAUGUCAAAGUUGGUACAGGCGAUUGCCCGAAGGAUGGUCAGCAGGUUAUAUUUCACUAUGUGGGCUACAACGAAUCAGGACGAAGGAUAGAUAGCACCUACAUCCAGGGUUCGCCUGCCAAAAUUCGGCUAGGCAACAAAUCAUUAGUUCCAGGUUUUGAAGAGGGGAUUCGGGACAUGAAACCAGGGGGGAAGAGAAGACUAAUUAUACCUCCUGAGCUUGGUCCUCCUGUUGGGCCAUCGACGUUCUUCAGCGCGAAACAGUUUGAAGUAUUCGACGUCGAGCUACUCUCAGUGCAGGACUGCCAGCGGAGGACAAUAGCUUUUUACUCUGAUGUUGUUUGCACUUGAUCAUCUGGUCUGUUAGUGCCGACCGGUGCAGCAUUCUCCUCCUACAACCCUGUAGGGAAAUUUUUUUAGCUAUUGUUGUACAUGCCAACAUAAGAAAACGUGCGCGAGGAAAAGAGAGGGAGUUGUUGUAUGUGUAUAGCCAAAUGCUUGCAUUAUACCGUUGCCAUGAAUCCCAUGAUGUGGGGGCACACUGGUACCUUUCUCCACAGAUGAUGCACACCUCAA